AUGUCGUCCGAAGGUGGCGGCCAGAGUGGUGCUUCAGGCGGCAGUGCAGGGCCCGGCCGCGGUGAUGGUCAGGGCAGAGGACGGGGCAGGGGUCGAGGCCGCGGUGGUCAGAGUCAGCCAAGAGGAGGCCGGUCGCAACGAGGAGGUCGUGGCAGAGGAGGUGGAGCAGUGCAAGGGCCUGCGAGGGCGCAGGGCGACGAACCGAUCCAGCCAGCAUUGUUGCCAGCAGAGGCGCGGCCGGCGUUGACGGCCGACGCGGCUCCCACUGCCGGCGGUGACGAGGAGGUCGAGGCUGAAGUCUGCUUCAUCUGCGCCAGCCCGGUCGUGCAUCAGUCUGUGGCGCCUUGCAAUCACAGGACAUGCCAUAUCUGCGCCCUGCGCAUGAGAGCACUCUACAAGAAUAAGGAAUGUGCGCACUGCAGGACUGUUGCUCCCUACGUCAUCUUCACCGACGACGCGACCAAGCGGUUCGAGGAUUACUCCGCCGGCGCCCCCGACAUAACUAGCACGGACGAGAACAUUGGCAUCCGGUACAGCAAGGAGGAUAUAGUCGGCGACACGGUCUUGCUCCUGCGUUACAACUGCCCCGACGACGAAUGCGACUUCGCUGGGCUGGGCUGGCCGGACCUUCACCGUCAUGUUCGAAACGUCCACCACAAGAAGAUGUGCGAUCUCUGUACGCGCAACAAGAAGGUCUUUACCCACGAGCAUGAACUUUUCGCCGACAAGGAGCUUGAGCGGCACAUGCGCCACGGAGACGACCGACCCGGUGCCAUCGACCAGACCGGGUUCAAGGGACACCCCUUAUGCGCCUUCUGCGGCCAGCGGUUCUAUGAUUCCGACAAACUUUACGAGCAUUGCCGGAACAAGCAUGAGAGGUGCUUUCUCUGCGACAGGGAGGAUCCGAGGCAGCCUCAUUACUAUGUGGACUACAAUGCGCUCGAGCAGCAUUUCAGAAAAGACCAUUUCCCGUGCCCUGACAACGAGUGCCAAGAGAAGAAGUUUGUUGUCUUUGCCUCGGAGAUGGAUCUCAAGGCACACCAGCUGAGCGAGCACGGAAAUACGUUAUCCAAAGAUGUCCGUCGGGAUGCCAGGCUGGUCGAUAUGGCUGCCUUCGAUCUCCGUCAGCCAUACCAGCAGGACAGGCGUGGAGGCGGCUCGGCCAGGCAGCGCGGAAGAGAUAGGGAGGCGAGGGGACGAGGGCGCGAUCCAAAUGCCGAGCCAAUUCCCGCCAGCUCUGCUCAACCUCUGCGUCGUGAUGAACUGGCUUUCCAGCGCCAAAUGGCAAUCCACUCUUCUCAAUCCGUGACAAACCGUACAUUUGGCGGGCAACUCUCAGCAGCCGAACCGGCAUCGGCUCCAUCGGCUGCGACCAGAACUCCCCAGCGAGGCAACGCUUCGUCCGCUCCUCCAGCUGCCGGGGUCCCCCCUGCAGAAAUGGAAGGCCUAUCUCUGGCCGACCCGAACCUCAGUCAGGAGGAGCGGAGUCGUCUGAUGCGCCAUGCUGCAGUCAUUGAGCGCGCCUCGAACCUGCUCCAGAACAAUGCCAGCAACGUGUCCAGCUUCCGCUCCCACAUCUCAUCCUAUCGUCAAGGAAAGGUCACUGCUACUGCUCUGAUCGACUCGCUGUUCUCCUUGUUCUCUGAGACGUCAACCACGGCUCUCGGCACCCUGGUUCGCGAGGUUGCCGACCUCUUCGAGGACAAGUUGAAGGCCGAGUCACUGCGCAAGGCUUGGAAUGAUUGGCGAGCAAUCAACGAAGACUACCCGACCCUCCCGGGCCUGUCUGGUAUGCACGGCGCAACAACAUCAAGCAGCGGUUGGGCCUCCGCUGCGGCGAGCUCCCCGGCCACUGCCUCUGCCGCACCCGCACAGCGACAUACUACAAGAGUACUCAAGCUGAAGAGCUCGACACAACAAUCCCAACGUUCGACUGCCCAGGCAGUAUCGAGAUCGGCGGCUAGCGGCUCGACCCGGCCACCUCCUCCCGCAGCUGCAUUCCCUGCGCUCCCAUCCGGCAGGCCCGCCCCAGGUACUUCGCAGUCUGCCGCGUCGCUCUGGGGGCCCGGCAGCUCUACCAGGACGCAGGCGAGGGCUACUGCGAAACCUGUCACUCGUGAUGACAAUUUCCCUGCCCUGCCCACAGCACCUAAGCCCACGACUACCAUAUUCGGGUACGGCACUGGCGCUGUAAGGAGGGACUUUGGAGGUUACCGGAGCACUGGCUUCAACUGGGGAGCCAGCGGCGAGGCUGAACCUGCAGCAGGCAGCAGUGCAGCUAUGAACGAGGAUCCUACAGAGGGCGGCAAAGGGAAGAAGAAGGGCAAACAAGGUCGCAAGCAGGUGCUUGUGCAAUGGGGAUAA
Messenger RNA from Neoarthrinium moseri, 2364 nucleotides. RefSeq lists its product as uncharacterized. Gene Ontology annotation, molecular function: ubiquitin protein ligase activity; ribosome binding. Gene Ontology annotation, biological process: rescue of stalled cytosolic ribosome; protein ubiquitination. Lineage: Eukaryota; Fungi; Ascomycota; Sordariomycetes; Amphisphaeriales; Apiosporaceae. The transcript has a single exon. The coding region runs from base 1 to 2364 and encodes 787 amino acids. The record is from RefSeq and is a predicted model, not a curated record.